Pocillopora verrucosa is the source of this 1915-nucleotide messenger RNA. RefSeq names its product L-rhamnose-binding lectin CSL2. The record is from RefSeq and is a predicted model, not a curated record. Gene Ontology annotation, molecular function: carbohydrate binding. NCBI's taxonomy places the organism in Eukaryota, Metazoa, Cnidaria, Anthozoa, Scleractinia, Pocilloporidae.
UCGACGCACACUUUUCAUUAAGGCGAUUUCAACGAGAUAGAGCAUUUUAGCCAAGACCCUGUUGCGACAGUACUUAAAAGAGAAUUUCACCAGCGGUACUCGCCAGAGGAAAUUAAGUGGUACGGUCAAUUUACUCGCACUAGGAGCGAUGUAUCACAAUUAUUAUCUUCUGCUUCAAGGAUUCCUUUUGCUUGCUUCCCUCGAGGAAUUGUCGUUUCUCAAUAAUGGUGCGCUGUAUCAAGUGAGCGCCUUCAAAACCAAACGCAGUUGCCAGGAUGACACGAUGAACCUACAUUGCCCGGCCCCAAAGGUGCUGAAGAUCUAUUGUGCAACUUACCGUCAAACGAAAAGUGACAAUUGCACAAGGAAAUCUGAAUAUUGUGCUCUUGAUGAUAAAAAAAAUUUGACAAGUGAGCGUUGCGAAGGAAAAACGGCGUGCAAUGUCACAGUAGAUACGAGUACAAUGGGAGACAAUUGUCCCGGCAUGUUGACCCUUAAGUAUCUGAAAGUCAUGUAUAGGUGUGGACUGCCCAUAGUUAAUGAUACGGAUCCACGUAAGGACAUCAAAAUUAAAUACAUCUGCCAGGGCGACUCGAUGUAUUUAAGUUGCACGGCCUCAGAGGUGCUUAAUAUCAUCCAGGCAAGAUACGGGCGAGAGAAAAAAGAUAAAAACAAAAUUUGCAUAGGGAGAAGGAUGGAUUAUGUCAACACUGCUGAAUAUUGCGCCCCAGAUGAUAGGGAAGAUUUUGUAAAAGGGCGUUGUGAAGGACGCACAAAGUGUAAUUUCACAGUAGAUACGAGUACCAUGGGAGACAAGUGUCCGGGCAUGUCGGUCCAUAAGGAUCUGAAUGUCAUGUAUGGCUGCGUAGAGAAAGUAUCACCUACACCACCUACGACCGUACCCCCUACCGCGUUCGCCGAAAACAAGUCUACAACGGUAUUGACAAAACCUUCCUCACCCUCUGCACCCUUUAACUACGCAACCCAGUCCACGACGACUGAGAUGAGCCCGAAGUAUCCUGACGACAAUGAUGAAGAAGACGACUCCGCUGGUUAUGGCUUUGUCAUAUAUAAUACUGGAUACGGCAAUCAGAUCUCUCAUGUAAUGACAGCCUUGCUGUUUGUUGUAAAUUUUCAUUUUCAACCUCUGUAAUUAUCAAGUCGCCAAGCAACCGCUGAAUUCUACACUUGGAACUCUAAGCAAACGACAAUUAAACACGAACAAGCCUGACGACCAACAAAUGGGGAUAUUAAGUCAACCAAACAUUUGGCGCCCCUUUAUUGUCUGUUUGGUGACUACGUUAAAAACAAUUCUUCGUGUAUCGUGUAUUACUUAUUUCUAAUAUAUAAUUAAUCAAUCCAAGAUAAUUCUGAUCUUAAGAAAAGGUUGAAUAUUACCUUCUGACAGACAUCAUUUCUUGAGCCGUGGUCGUAAUCGCUUAAACUCCAGAGCCCAGUUGUUGAGAGGGUAGAUAACGCAAUCCAACGGAUAAAUUACAAUCCAGUGGAUACUGACCCAACAAACAUACUGCACUAUCUAUUGGAUAGAGAUUCAUCCAGUGGAUAGCGUUAUCCAUCUCUGAACAAAAGGUUACAGAUUUUUAAAACAAUAGGAAUUUCCAAGAGAAAAAGUGUCAUGCAGUUUUAAGUGAUUUUAUUGUCCUUUAAAAUUCAAUUGCACUCCUGGGUCUUUCAAAGGUCUUUUGGUUUACAUGUCGAUAGGAGUAGUAAGGCGUGGCUCAGCAUUUUUAGCCACAUGUCAGUUAACGAAAAUAUUGCUAUAUUGCAGGAUGGUCAAAAGAAAAAAUCAGCCUUCAUCCAUCCUUUGAUAUCAAUUGAUAAAUUAAUGAAUAAUUACUCCAGAAAGAAAUAGAAAUAAAAAUAUUGAUUAUGUCGGUCGCAAGUUGGAAACGGA